Molecule: messenger RNA, 1115 nt
Organism: Coniophora puteana RWD-64-598 SS2
Lineage: Eukaryota; Fungi; Basidiomycota; Agaricomycetes; Boletales; Coniophoraceae
Exons: 3
Coding region: 37-1056 (339 amino acids)
Source: RefSeq, a predicted model, not a curated record
CCUCCCCCCAACAGAGACAUUUCCGCGUUGCAAAACAUGUCCUCAAUUGGUCCUCAAAUCCCUUCGCAUUGUCUUCCCACCGUAUCAAAGGAAGAGUCUAACGAUGCAGAAAGCGACGACGGCAGCUAUGGUCCUGCUCCUCCCACAUCCAUAGGACCACAAAUACCUCAGCAUUUACCGGCGUCGACUUCAAGUGGCAAAGCGGCCGAUGAGCAGGAGCAGGAGGAGAGUGACGAUGAUGGCUACGCCCCAGCUCUGCCACCAGACCUUGUAGCUACUCGUAAAGCCGGGCCUUCGUCCCCUCCUCUAAAGUCCUCUGCUCCAUCCGUUCCUACUGCAGCCACAUCAUCAGAUACCUCUCGAAGACCAGUUGGCCCAUCGUUUCCGUCCUCUUACGACGACGACUCUGAUGAUGACAUCGGUCCCAAACCGCUGCCGGCGUACGUUGGCCCUGCACGAGAGAAGUCGGGCGUGGAGGAGUUCCUGGAGCGUGAAGAGCGCAUACGGAAGAAGAGGGAAGAGGAAAAGAAUCCGAAAGAGAAAAAGCUGCAGAGGGACGAGUGGAUGUUGGUUCCGCCAAAAGCAGGAGACCUACUUAGUUCUCUGGACCCGACGAGAAUGAAAGCGCGCCAGUUCGCCAAGUCGUCUGGCCCCUCAGCCCGGGACACUGGGUCAUCGCUUUGGACAGAAACUCCGGCAGAACGACAGCAGCGCAUCGCCGACGAGGUAGCGGGACGCAAGCGACCGGCUGCAAAUGCUGAGCCUGAAAGCCACGACGACGACGAAUCACGGAAACGUCGGAGAAGGGACGCGGAAAUCAGAAGAGGAGUCGAAGAACACACCCGCAAAGCCCGAGGCAGCGCACUCGUCGACGCUCAUGCGUCUUCUCAGUCCUCGAAACCCGACGACGGGGAGCCUCCUGUCAUCUGGGACCACGCCCGAGACAUGUCGCUCGGCGGGCGACUUAUGGAUGACUCGACACGGAAGAAGAUGUUGCAGGACGCAAAAUCCCUGGGCGACAGAUUCAGCGGAGGGAAGAGUGGAGGCUACUUGUAAAACAGGGAUGGUAUCUAACAUCGUUUAUCGCUGCAUACGUCUGAGCUUCUCAAUGUUCC